This is a messenger RNA of Peronospora farinosa, 1500 nucleotides long. The record is from the annotation of a GenBank genome assembly. Lineage: Eukaryota; Oomycota; Peronosporomycetes; Peronosporales; Peronosporaceae.
AUGUCGUCCCAACGUAACGCUUCGACCGGUAUUCAUGCACUUAAUGCUGUAAAUGAAGCUGCUUGCUUUGAUGACGUGCUUUCAAAGUAUUUUCGUAUCUCAAAUGCUGCUGGUAAACGUCAAAGAAACCAUGGAACACGUUACAUUUCGGCUAAGGAUGCUGAGGUUAGUCCGGCAACUUACUUGAAGCAACUGAAGCGGCUGUUACGCGAUGCUGCAACACAAUCGCAGUAUAUUCCAAAACUGUAUGCAAUGAUUUUAUACCAAUCAAAACGAGCCAUUAAAUCGCCUAUCAUUUUAUCCAGGGUACUGGACCUAUGUCGUGAAAUUUUCAAGCGGUCAGCAGUAUUUCGAGCACUUAUUGUGACACAAUCAGCAGCCUUUUUUGAUCAAUUGUUAAUUGCAGCAGGUGAAAAUCCAAGUGUCAAUGUUUCAAGAGCAUUGCGAGGUCGAAAUCGUGCUUUAAAACAAGUGAAAAUGGUGUUAAUGCUCAUUGAAACGUGGAAACAAGACUUUGGAGAGAGGUAUCCAUCACUUGUAGCAGGUUAUGCAGUAUUAGUGGAUAGGGGCUAUGAGUUUCCAAAUGAACAAGAGAGGUUGCAACAGGAGAGAAAACAAGAGGUAAAUGCUCGUCAAAACCGUCAACGUGUGAUCAGUGUGAAAAAACUGCAACGAGAUCGAGAAAUGAAGCAAUAUGUGGUGGAAAUGGAGCACGUGUUGGUAGAAAUGAAUCGUGCUUUUGAGAUUCUAGUGCCGACGAUGGAUACGUUUCUAGUGUCAGAUGAUCAAGAGGAGAGUGAAUUGACGCUUUCUGCGGCUGAUGAAAAUGCUAAUGCAGUAAGCAAAAAAGAGCACAGUGAGACAUUGAGAAAUGACGCAUAUGGUGACAUAGAUGGAAGCGAAAAACACGACGAGGAUGAUACUAGUACCAUUGAAUGGGAAAAAGUGGCUAUACCAUCAGCAGCAAGAGCAAAUGAAGAGGAGGAGGAUAUCGAGUGGGAAAAUGUACCGACAGAUAGCGGUGACACUCGUGAUAGCUCUCUAAGCUACAGUUGCGAUGUUGACGAUGUUGACAGCGAUCAAAUGGAUAUCAACGAUAUCGUACAGGCUUACGGUCUCGGCAGUUCGUCUUAUCACCUGACUGUCGAAGUGUCGAAGCAGGUUUGUGAGGAGUCUUCUGAAAACGACGCGCUGUUUCGAAGUUUGGCUGAUGGUACAUUGCGCAUGCGUAAACGAUUCUUACCGUUGUUGGACGAUUGGGAACAGCAUUCCACGACAGAUCCUGCUGCAUCAAGCCUUCUAACAGCGCCAUCCCAGCGCGAGGUGCUUCAGCAAAUCCGUGAUCUUCGUGAUCGAAUAACGCGUGUAUUGUUGAAAUGGGAAGAUCUUGCUCACGGGUCGAAAGUAUCCAAACAGUACGCCUCGACUCGAUCCGCAGUGGUUUCACUGCCUCUCGACGCGUACAAUCGUCCCACCAAGCAUCGACGUCACGGAAAUUAG